Molecule: messenger RNA, 258 nt
Organism: Rotaria sordida
Lineage: Eukaryota; Metazoa; Rotifera; Eurotatoria; Philodinida; Philodinidae
Source: the annotation of a GenBank genome assembly
AUGAAGCAUGAUCAUCGAAUGUAUUACCAUCCAAAUAGAGUGUUCGUUUCAAAUGAAAUACCAGUGUUAUAUGAACCUGAUUUUGGUUUUCUUAAACUUGGAGUUUAUUCGACAUUAAAAGAAAUUACAAGACAAUUAACAACUUUUAUAUAUAUUCAUGAAUUAAAAUAUGUUAUAAAGAUCAAUAUAAACCAUCAUUUCUUCUAUGCCCUAAAACAUAUAUUUGGCAUUCAAUUGAACAAUGUAUUCCAUUAUUAA